Molecule: messenger RNA, 570 nt
Organism: Pistacia vera
Lineage: Eukaryota; Viridiplantae; Streptophyta; Magnoliopsida; Sapindales; Anacardiaceae
Product: photosystem I subunit O
Exons: 4
Coding region: 86-544 (152 amino acids)
Source: RefSeq, a predicted model, not a curated record
UACAACAAAAUCCUACCCCGUUUAACACCAACAUUAAUAUUUUCUCAUCAUUCAGUUCACCACCCUUUAUUCUAGCACCAUCAAAAUGGCAGCAACAUUUGCCACCUCAUCCACCAUUGUAGGCCUUGGAAGUUCAAGUUCCUCACUACAAUCUUCCCGUGUCUCUUCACCAAAGAGAUCAGCUUCUGCUCUUACUUCAAGCUUUGUGAAAUCAGGAGUGACAGCUAGGAAUCCUCUGAGAUUGGCUGGUGCUUCGGGAGGAAAGUUUGUAUGCUUUGAAAGAGAUUGGCUGCGUAGAGAUUUUAGUGUGAUAGGAUUUGGGUUGAUCGGAUGGAUAGCGCCAUCAAGCAUACCAGCCAUCAAUGGAAAGAGCUUGACUGGACUCUUCUUCGAGAGCAUUGGGACUGAGCUCGCUCACUUCCCCUCGCCCCCUCCUCUUACUUCCCAGUUCUGGUUGUGGUUGGUCACAUGGCAUUUGGGGUUGUUCUUGUGCCUCACUUUUGGGCAAAUUGGGUUCAAAGGAAGGACUGAGGAUUACUUUUGAAUUUAGUUUCUAUCUCUAUAACUCUU